Messenger RNA from Seminavis robusta, 654 nucleotides. Lineage: Eukaryota; Bacillariophyta; Bacillariophyceae; Naviculales; Naviculaceae. The record is from the annotation of a GenBank genome assembly.
AUGACACAGUUGGCCGCGGAUCUUCUUCAGCAAUACGACCCCUCCAGAACGGAGUUGACUCAGGAAGAGCAUCAGUGGGCUGUUGCAGUUAAAACUGCCAUUGAAAAAAUCCCAGAUCUCGACAAUUUGACGGAUUUUAUGUAUGCUCAGAUGGCCAUUGUUUCUAAAGGCAAUGUUGAUGAUGCCGUUGUGAGGGCAUUCAGACUUCAAGAGCACAAGAAAGACAACAAAAUAAUGGACACCUUGGAUGAUGCGCUGAGGAAUCUGCCAAAAGAAGCUCACUACCUCUCUAUUGACUACAACAUCCAAUCUGGUGGCUAUGUUGUUGCAUUUGACGUUGCAAAGACCGAUGGAGCCAUGUGGAGGAAUCCAGAAGAGACAUGCUAUUACAACCGCAGGCAAUUCUAUUCCUCCCAAAUGGCACAUUGUGAUUUGGAUGCACUCAGGGUUGGCCAAACUGUUCUUGUUGAAUGUGGAGGGUACCAGCUGGUCAAAGGAAAAAGAAUGGACUUGAGUGCAUUUCGAUCCAUUUGGAAGAGUGCGCAUGCAUGUCCAAAAAAUCUUAAACAAGUCAAAUUCGUUUAUUGCUCCUCCUCUCUUCAAGAUGAUGGUGUCGAUGGCAAAAUCAGUGUUGCCCAGAGAAGUCACAUCUAA